Messenger RNA from Haplochromis burtoni (Burton's mouthbrooder), 5088 nucleotides. It is a transcript of the gene hyal1, whose product is annotated as hyaluronidase 1. The transcript is spliced from 4 exons. The record is from RefSeq and is a predicted model, not a curated record. Gene Ontology annotation, molecular function: hyalurononglucosaminidase activity. Gene Ontology annotation, biological process: carbohydrate metabolic process; hyaluronan catabolic process. The coding region runs from base 832 to 2220 and encodes 462 amino acids. Lineage: Eukaryota; Metazoa; Chordata; Actinopteri; Cichliformes; Cichlidae.
CGUGAGAAAGUUUGUGCGGAAAAGCCAUUCAGGCUCAGACAAAUAUAGCAUCUCCAAUCAGCCUAGGAUGAAUGUGUUUGGACUGUGGGAGGAAAUUGGAACGCUCCAGCUAACGUGCAAGUUCAAACCCAGAACCUUCCGGUUGUGAGGCCAUGGUGCUAACCGCUGUGCCAGCCAGUUUUGGAUAAAUAAACUGCUUUAUCGUGCUUUGUGUGUAUUUUUAGUAAAGUAAGUGUGACGCUUUUCUUUUUUUCUUUUUUUUUUUGUAACUACAUAAGGAGAUAAUAUAGCUGAGAUAUGGUUUUGGGAGUAAUACAGGCAUGAUUUUGUUGUCAGCAGUUGAGAGUGAAGCCUCUGCGGGAAGCCUCUGUGGCCAGGGGAGUCCAAGCCAGCUAGUUCUCAGGGAUUGACUCAUUUUGCCAGCAGCACCCUCAUACCCCCUUCCCCAUGUAAUUGUAGGUUUUCGUUAACCACUGGUUAUUUUUAUAUGCUUUUAAGAGUUGAGCAAAGCACGCAUUUAAAUUGCAAGGUGGAAGAGUUCAUUAUGGCUUCGCUUGGUGGUUUUUCAGAAAACGUCAAGCUUUCUUAAGUCCCCCAAUAAACUGUUGAUUGUCAUAUUCAUAUUCUUUUUAAAUUCAAACAAUCUGAAAACUGUUUUCAAGCUGUACAGUGUGAUGGGAGGAAGUGCUAACUUGCCUGUGACUUUAAAUCUGUGUUCUCCAUAGAAUGAUUUGCAUGUCUCUUGUUAUUGGUUGUUGGAGGUCCUGUGGACACUUCUAAUUGGUUCAGCGUUUGUUACUUCCCAUUUUUCCUGAAUAUGUGUUUCAGAUCAUGAGACUUGUGGGUAUUUCACAAGGCCACAAGCUCCAAUCCUUCUCUACUUAUAAAGUCGGGAUGAGGUCCUUGAAGCCUGCGGUGCUGCUGCACUUAAUUCUGAUCAGCCUCGUCUCAGGGCUGCACUAUCCAAAUUCACCUUUUUCCAAAGUGCCUUUCCUGACUGUGUGGAACGCCCCAACUGCCAAAUGCCUCUCUCAGUAUGGCGUUAACCUUGACCUGGGGAUGUUUAACAUUGUCCACAACCAGAAUCAAACCUUUAUGGGUCAGAACAUAACCAUCUUUUAUGAUGAUAAGCUUGGUCUGUAUCCAAGGUAUUCCCCCCAGGGAGAGGCUAUUAAUGGCGGGGUUCCACAAAACAGCAGCCUUGACAAACAUCUCAAAGUUGCCAGGGAGAAUGUAAACACCUAUAUCCCUGACAGGGGUUUCCCAGGCCUGGGUGUGGUGGAUUGGGAAAGUUGGAGACCUGAAUGGGAGAGAAACUGGGACACUAAGAAGAUAUACCAGGACGGGUCAAAAGCACUAGUGAGGUCUAAGCAUCCAGACUGGAGCCCCAAACAAGUAGAUGACGCAGCACGCAUGGAGUUUAGCAAAGCUGCGAGGAAUUUCAUGGAGGAAACUCUGAAACUGGGGCAGGCAGCAAGACCAGAUGGUUUGUGGGGCUAUUAUGGUUUUCCAAACUGCUACAACUACUACAGCAACAAAAGCACAGGCUACACAGGGGAGUGUCCAGCUGUGGAGUUAAAGAGAAAUAACAGGCUUCUAUGGCUGUGGAGCACCUCCUCUGCUCUGUAUCCCGACAUCUAUCUCAGCAUCCAGAUGCAAAGUCUCAGCAGAGAAGUGCUCCUCUACUGCCACCACCGCAUCCUGGAGGCAAUGAGAGUAGCGGAUCAGGUGACUCCGUUCGCACCGCCCGUGUACGCCUAUGCUCGCAUCGUCUACACAUACACGCUGGAAUUUCUCUCUCAGGAGCACCUGGUCUACACUAUCGGAGAGAGUGCCGCUUUAGGCUCUGCUGGUGUAGUUCUUUGGGGUGACCACGCUCUUUCCAAAACUCAGGCUACCUGUGCUGCCGUCAAGUCCUACAUCGAUAACACUCUGGGUCCUUACCUGGUAAACGUGACAUCAGCGGCUACGCUUUGCAGUCAGACCAUGUGUUCCUCUCAUGGACGGUGUCAGAGGAAGGAUCCACAGUCGAAGGCCUACCUCCACCUUGACCCUGCCUCGUGGAAGGUGGUGUCCAAGAGGAAACCAAAUGGAUGGAGGAAAUACAGAGUUUUAGGACAUUUGCAGCCACGUCAUGUAAAGCUAAUGGAGUCUGAGUUUCAGUGCAGGUGUUACGCUGGAUGGAGGGGUCAGAGCUGCUCUGAGCCUGUUCAGCUAUAAGACUUAGGCACUUUUGAAACUAGUAGCUAAUUAAUGGCUUCUUAGCAGUGAAUGUAUCAAGAUACACUAAGACACUUUAUUAGGUACACCUGGUUAGUACCUGGCUGGACCCUCUUCUGCCCUAAUUCUUUGUGGCAUAGAUUCAACAAAGUGCAGGAAACAUUCCUCAGACAUUUUGGUCCACACUGACACGAUAACAUCACGCCGUUGCUGCCGAUUUGUCAGCUGCACAUUCAUGGUGCAAGCCUCUGAUAUCACCACAUUCUAAUGGUGCUCUUUUGGAUUGAGAUCUGGUGACUGUGGAGGCCGUUUGAGUGCACUGUCAUGUUCAAAAAACUAAUUUGAGACGAUUUGAGCUUUGGGAUAUGAAAGCAUCUAUCAGAAUAUGAAUACACUGUUGUCAUAAAGGGAUAGCUAUGUUUAGCAACAAAACUCAGGUAGGCUACGGUGCCCAAAAUGUGCUAAGAGAAAAGCCCUCACACCACUAUUUCAUCACCACCAGCAUGAGCCGUUCAUACAAGGCAGGAUGGAUCCAUGUUUACAUGUUGUUUACACUGACUGUACCAUCCCAGUUUCACAGCAGAAACUGAGCCUUGGCAGACCAGGCAAAACUUUUAUAAUCUUCUAUUGUCCAACUCUGGUGACCUUAUUCGAAUGGUACCCUUAGUUUCCUAUUCUUAGCUGAGAGGAAGAGCACCCGGUGUGGGCUUCUGCUGCUGCUUCCGUUUCAAAAUUUGACGCGUCAUGUGUUCAGGGAUGUUCUUCUGCAUACCUUGUGCUAAUGAGUUGACCUCUGACCUCCAGUAUCAACAAGAAAUUUUCCCCCAGAGUAACUGCUGCUCACGGGAUAUUUCCUCUUUUUCAGAUCAUUCUCUGCAAACCUUAGAGAUAAUUGUGUGGGAAAAUCCCAGAAGAUCAGCAGUUUCUGAAACGCUCAGGCUAACCUAUCUGGCACCAACAACCAUGCCAUGUUCGAAGUCACAUAAAAUCACCUUUCUUCCACAUUCUGAUGCUCAGUUUGAGCAGCAGGUCGUCUCGACCGUGUCUGCAUUCCUAACGAGGCAUUAUCCCAUGCAUCAAUAAGCUGUUAGACAGAUGUACCUAAUAAAAUGUCCGGUGAUUGUAUAUUAUUAUUUGAGUGACAGAAAUCAGCUUUAAACUUUUAUGCACUACAGUUUUUACAGAGGGUUUCCUCUACUGCAGUAUUUUGUUUUAGUACUUUGAACUUUUCUUACUUUGUCCAUAAUAAGGUUGGGCACAGAGUCUGAAUUCAGUGCUCACUUUCUGUUCUUUAAUGGUAUUUUAAGGCGUGUUACUAGGGGUAAAAAAAAAAAUCUCAGCUUAUCAGUGAAGGAGCGCUGGUGUCCAGCAGCUGAACAAUGCAGUAUUUGUAUACUCAGAGACAUUCUGAUUUCAUUUAGGGAAAAGGUUUGAUUGCAACUCCGUCCUGUAUUAAACAAAGAAGCAAGAAACAACUUACUGUCAAGACUGAGCAACAAUUUAAAGUUGAAAUAUUUAAAUACAUUAUUAUGAGUUCUUUGGGGGUAAAAACAGUUACAAAUUAGUGCUCAGAGAACACUAUUAUAAUCUCUUUAAACAUUUGUGCAAGGACCAAUUAAUGCAUGAAACCUGCGGGUGUUCUCCUGGAUUUUAAACGUCAGAACUGGAUGAUCAUGGCUGCUGUAGCACCAUCUCUCUUUUCCUUGAUAGUUUAUUUCCAUAAUAAAGUCAUAUAUAUUUGAUACUUUACAUUAGCGUCUCUUGAAAUAUAAUUUCUGCACGUUAAACCUGAUCUCACCAACAUUCCCAAUGUUGGUGGAACUACUACAUGUUGAUAGUGCAUGACACCAGACCAUGGACUUGCUCACCUAAAUAGUCAAAAGAAGGAACACUAGAGUCCUACUCAGACAGCUGCAGGGCAGGGCUGCGGCUGCAAGAAUGCAAUAAAAUACAAGUUGAAGCAGCUCAUCGCAGUUUUCUACCAGGAAUAUGAGAUCAGAGACGGUGCACUCAUAAAGUGAAGUAAUUGUGACCCCAACUGCUGAUUAAAAUCAAUCAACUGGAACCAAGAACUACUCACAGAAUAUGUUUGGUUCUUCCAAAAGGUUAAAAUAAUGUGCAGAAAAACUGAAAAUCCAUCUCACAAUAUAAAACUUAUUUUGUGACGAGUAUAGAACACAUCAACAUUAAUAAUGUUAAAAAGUACAUCGGGGCUCUUUGUUUUGUAGUUAACAUUUAUGCUUUCUCUAAACUUUUCUAUGUAAAAUUUAUACCUUUAUACCAGCAGGUGGUGUUGCUGGACAACUUACUAACAGCAAAAGGGCAUCAGACAUCAAGGUCAAAGCUCUGAGUGCUAGUAAUAACCGAAAAAGUCAAAUAAAAGCAGAAGUAAAGCCCGGUUUGGCUGUGUAUGUCAGGUUCUGAUAAGUUUACAUCCGUGCUGUGCAACAGCUGGGGUGCCCACUAUGAACUGAACCCACUAUAACACAGAAGCAAAGGGAGCAAAGAGGUGACCUUGAUUGAUUUAAGAGUGGCAUGUACAAUUCUGCCUUAUCUGAUAGAAACGGCUGCCGCAAACUGGUGUCACUGAUGGUAAUUUCCCUCCUCUGUCCCCCGAGGCUCAGUAUACCAGAAGAAUAGACUCCUACAAGGCCCCACUGUUUCCCAUUUCCGGCUUUAUCAUAACUGGCUGGAUUGUGAGGAAAUGAGAAGAAGAUGGGUGCUUAUUUUGAAGGCGCUGGUGAGUCUGUGCUUUUUGAACAUCAUUUUGGCCUUCAUAGGUCAUUUUGCAGUUGUUUUCUAAAGAAGACAGCUGCCUCGACUGGUUUUCAGCAACCAAGGACAAAAUUGAAUCUAUCUCCUUAAACG